Molecule: messenger RNA, 9306 nt
Organism: Mucor velutinosus
Lineage: Eukaryota; Fungi; Mucoromycota; Mucoromycetes; Mucorales; Mucoraceae
Exons: 7
Coding region: 1-9306 (3101 amino acids)
Source: RefSeq, a predicted model, not a curated record
AUGGCACUUGGCUUGUAUCAUUAUGCUCUCAUCAUUGUAGGCUUUUACCUGAUCAGAAUAUGCAUCAGAUCCAUUUUGGCGCUUCGAUUUCACUUUUGUUUUGGCCGCAUUGGAUUCUUUUCAGUCAGCAACAUACGCUAUCACCAUCACAAAUCCUCAGAAACGGCACUAUGGUCCGUCAAGGUAGGCAAGCUCAAGCUUCGACUUCGCAACAGACCCACAUGGUCAUCGCCUACACCGUACAUCUCCAUCUACAUUGCGGAUAUCCAUGUGCAAUUGCACAGUAUCGCUGCUCUAGCGGCUGCACGUCAACAGCACACACGAGUAGUAAGAGCAAACAAACUCAAUCGGAAACUGUCUCGUGUCAGCUCGUCGUUGAAAAAGAUACCCUGGUGGUACUCGCUGUCGAUAGUAAAGCAGGUGAUCAAAUACACUUCAGCAUUGCCUGCUCAGCUGCUGAUGUCUGGAUUAGCCAACUAUGUCGAUGUUCAGAUUGACACGCUGGCUGUGGAUAUUGAGGACCAAGCUUCGAUUAAGGUACACAACAUCAAUUUCAGCUCCAUUUUGUUUGCAGAUGUAACACUCCCUCGUGGAUCCAAUAUACCCAAUGCCUCGAUGCCCUGUUCGCCAUUGGAGCAACAGCAACACCCCACAUUAGAAGAAAGCGAUAGAUUCUCCAUGCGAUCCAGUCAUCAACGCCAUUCGCUAAAACGAGCCCAGCAUUUGUUCAAGGAAAAGUUUUUCGAGAUCAUGGUCAAUAUGGGCAAGAUAUCUGUGGUUGGAAGAGGGGAUGUGGACAUGCUGACAUUGCCAUCAGGAGGAGAGAUUGUUAUUUCCUGUCAUUUGUCGGCUGCUUGUGUGACACUGAAGGAUGUGGAUGUCAGUACUCGUAUGGGCGCUAUUGCUGUGCAAGUCAACCCGCUGAUAGAUCUGGUCAAGAGCGUCAGUGGCAGUGCAAAGUCAGUGCAGAGAGAGAAGCCAAAACACGAGCAUGUGGACAACCCCUUGAUGGUGGAAGAGCAAGAUACCACGCCACACAACAAAUCCAGCAUGAUCCAGUUAUUCCGUUCUGUCACACUGUCAAUGGACACCACGACGCUUGAAACACAACAUGAAUCCAUGUGCUCUAGUAUACUCGAGCUGCAAGGUGUUCAUGUGUCUGGCGUAUCGGAAUGUUAUGUGCGAGGUGUGGAUCCGUACUACAAAUUCCAGUGUUCGCUAGCAAGUUCGUGGGCCAUCAUGGACAAAUCGCUGCCUAUCACUCACCGACAGCUACAGUUGAUCAGUUUGCCUGAGCUAAAGUGGACAGUCAAUGUAUCGCAAUCUGUGAUUAGCCCAGCAGCACAGGUGUCUGGACUGGCCACUGAUUUAGACGUGUUGCCUAAUGCUUUUGACGAUGCCAAAACCCUAGUAUGGAACGAUGACUUGCGACCGAAUAGAAAGUUUUUGGACGCAACACUGUCUAUGCACGAACCCAAGAUCUAUUUGGAUGUGUCGAAAGCGAGCAUGCUCUCCAAGCUGAAAUCAAUUGCAGAAACAAAAGAGAAUUCACCACAGCCUGCAGAGGAUCAGUUAAAGCAAGUGGCGCAAAAUGUGCCUCGAGGUAGCUUAUCCGUGUGCAUCGACAAGCCCUCUAUCCACAUCAAGUGUGCAACAACAAAACACACGGGAAUCAUAUCAUGGUCAGGCAUCACUUUUGAAGCGAAUGGGUCUUAUUGUGCGCAAAAGAAUCGACCUACAUCCGUGCUUCCAAGCUACUCUGAGCCCUCACACACUACGACGCGCACUGCUGCUGCCGACGAAGAUCACAUUGAAUUCCAAGCCAGUUCCAGCGCUGUGCAGCGUAUACAAACACAAUCAAGGCCGUCGUGGAUCAGCCUAUUUAGACGAAGCUGGAAAUCAAAGGAACCCAACGAAUCCAGCGACAGAAAGGCGAUAGAGUGGUACUACAAGACCUCCAUGCGAUUCACCGUGCAAAACACUUGCUUUGACAUCUUUUCAGAAAACGCGCCCACUCCGCCACCCAAGAAUCAUGCGCCUGAUGUGGGGGAUCCCAACUACUUUGUCUCUGUCGGCAACUUUGAAUGCAACGCACAUACACGCCUCCAUGUUAGUUUUGUGCGUAAUAUCCAUCGACAAAAUACGCGCGUUAUUUGGAACCCGGACGCACAUCAUAUCAAUGUGGAUACAGUAAUUGAUCGACCCGUGUUGAAUCUGUGGACAAGAACACAAGAUGGACAGCGUCAGAUGGAAUUUUGGGCCAGAAACGUAGUGGAGCAAGUGGUAAAAGAAAUCAAGCAGCAACAACAACCUACACCAGCAAGUCCAGAGACGGCCCGUCCGUCAGAUCACAGUGCGUUGUUUGACUACAUGUCCAUCCUCAAGACCAGUGUCGUAAUUGCAGAUGCUGCUGUUGUGCUGGAAGGUGUGGAUCGUGGACUCAAGGGAAAGAGAGUAAUACCCAAUGGAUUUUUGGAUAAUGCGCCCGAACAGGACAUUGAUGUGCGCGUGAUUGCGUCUAUUCAGCAGGUCAGUGUGGUGUUUAGUGGAUCUCGUGUCUUUCACAAGACACACAAGAGCAAUUUGAGUCAAUCUUCUACCAAUACACACACCAGCACAGAGAACGAAGACACGCAGCAACGCACCAAAAGCCAGCAUAUUCCAUUUGGCACAUCUCGACUCUCCAUUCAGCACUUUAUCGUUGAGCGCAUCUUUCGAUCAGACCAUGCUGCUGUGGACGAGCAUGAUUGGCAUCAACAUGAAGACAGAAAGGCAGUAAUCAUGUGGGUAUCGCGCAUCAAUACACGCACUGAAGUGCUACUGGAUUCAGCCCAUCACAUCUUGCUUGUGCCGUCUAUUGUGGUCAAGAAAAACGGUGCUCAGUAUUCCAUUACAAAUCACUAUGCCUGUCUUGUUACUGCCAUGUACACAUUGGAGGCCAUCCAACACUUGUUUCCGUCUACCAAGAGCAACAGCAGCAAGACGCACCAUGACGACCUGACGCGCCAUAACAAGAAGAGCAAGGUAAUUCUGCACAAGCUUCAAUUUCAAAUCAAUCGAACCGACGUGCACAUCUUCUUACCUGGAGGUACCACGGAGCUGUACCUGCGUAUGGACACAUUACGCAUGGAAUGGGACAACCAAGUAGAGCAUCAUGGAGAAAUGCCACCCAUGGCCAUUCGCAAUGUCACCCUGUUUGGUGUAUCACCCAAGCAAGCCGAUCACUGGGAUCAGUUAUUCGAACUAGACAAUAUGCGAUUUUCGAUUGAAAAAGACGUGAAUUUCAGCACAGGUCAACUCACCAAAACCAACCAACUGACCAUGUCUAAAAUGUACAUGCGCAUCCCUUACGGCUACGAACUGUGCAACUUUGUAGACAGCACAGUGACACUGAUCAAAGCCAUCAAAGCAACCCAUGCGCGUGUGUCCAAAGGUGUCGCGUUUCUCUUUUUCGGUCCCCACGAAAAGCAUGUACCUACCGUCAUUCCUCAUAUGCGGUUGGUGUGUGAUUUAUUUACCUUUCAGUUUGAAGAUGAUCCAUUUGAAGCAAGGCUUCGGUCUAUUUACAAGACGGGUGUGUUGGAGCAAGCAAAUCGUAUUGCUAUUCAAGAUGCGUUUGAGAUGAAGGCACAAACGUUGAUGCAGCCUAGCAGUGAUGACAAGGACAAGGCGUCCAUCUAUGCCAGUGAGGAAGCGGAUGCGCGUGUCAAUGAAGCAUGGCAAAAACUACAGCAACACAACUCCAACUCGUGGAGACGACACAUUGACGCUGCAUUGUCCAAAGAACACGCCACCUAUGUGCGUAUUCAGAGUGCCAAUUAUCGACAUACCAUGGCGAGCGGACAGCUGGACGACAUGUCUGACGAUCCUGUGACGGAUGAAAAGACGCAAUACCUGUCUGACAUGUUCCGUAUCCAUAUCGUGGAUCUACCCAAAUACCCGCCCUUACUGGAUCUCACUAUGAAGCACACUUCGCUGGAUUUUAGACACCCUGAUUUCGAAUUGGAUCAAACCAGGCAGUUCAUCUUUGACGUGGGCAAAGGGCAGCCAUUAGACACACCACUGUCCACCAUACUCCCCUUUCAUUUGGACUGGAAAUCAGGCGAGACAUGGGCUCAGUUGCGCGAUUACCCCAUCCCUUUCAUCUCAGUACCACCCCUGGCCAGCAACCCAGAAGAUAACGACAUAUCUACCUUGGACGAUGUGCCUCAUGCCACUGCUGCAUGGACGCUGUCUGGCAACUACGUGUUUGGCGAUGAUUUGGGUGAUUUAGACGCAACUCGUAGCAUCCAUCUCACCAUUGUCGAUGAAAACGAUGCGCAUUAUGCCAUGGAUAUUGUGCGUACCACCACACCACUCAAGUUCUUUUCUAUUGUCAAUAUCGACGUCCACAAUUCAGCAUUGUCUCAUAUCUGUUGGUGUGUGCCCUAUCAACCUGCGAUUCAAGACAUUACGCGUGUCAUGGACACCUUCACCAAACCACCGGUGGAUCCCUCUCAAAAGGUAGGCUUCUGGGAUAAAGUCAGACUGAUCAUCCACACGCGCGUCAAGAUUUCAUUUGUGGGUGGUGGUGAUUUAGCCAUGGUCAUGAAGGGGUCUCGCGAUCCUUACGAUAUGAGCGAAAAAGGGUUUGGUCUAGCCAAAGUGUGGCGCAAUGAUGUGGUUUGGUUGUUGGGUCAUGAAAACCCACAAGGCGAAUUCAUGCAAAUCAUCAGUCGCGACUAUGCAUUCGGUGUGCCUGAUCUUGUGCGCGGUGGAUACUCAGCACCUUAUAUCACUGCAGCAGAUCACAGUGGUUGUAGAGACACGCAGCAGCAACAACAACAACAACAACAACAACAAGACAUCCGUCAGUCUGUGUCCAUGUCUUCUUUCAAUUCAUCCAUCAUGUCCAGUAGUGACGAAAAUGGAUCUCGCUUUGUCAAGAUUGCACUCAAGCUGUCGGGAGGUAUUCGCAUGGGGCUAGGCUGUCAUUUAGAGCGCAUGUGUAAUCCUCGUUGUGAUAUCUGUGAUGAAAACAGCAAUGUGAUGCCAGAAGCGCGUGCUGUACACAAGAGUCGAUUACUGCACUUUUUGCCGCAUUACAAGGUCAAGUUGAAAGCACCACAGAACGUGCAUGAAGAGAACUACGAUGCGUAUCGAGGCUUUAGAUCUGACUUUAUUCAUACGUCCAUCAGUAUCAUCAAGACGUCCGACUACGAGCCUGAUGCAUCCGAUAAAGUGAAUGUUACAGGCAACUCAAUGCACUUGACACCGGGCUUCAUCGAUCACUUUGUAUCCUGGUUCCGACUGUUUGGUGGUGCCAUGAGUUAUCCACUGCGAGCAGGUUCCCUGUUUCCCAAGCUAGACACAAGGCCCACGCAAAAGUUUGGCCGUCAUAUGAGCACCAUGAAGUACAAGGUGGUCGUAAACCCAUUGACCUGUGGCUACUUUAUGAAGGAUGAAAAUGUGGUGGCAGAGCAAGUAACCACUGAAGAACUGGGCGACUCUGUAGGUCUCAAGGGGUUUGUCAAGGCGUUCAGUGUCGACAUCCACCAACGCAGAGAGAUAGUCAAUGUAGCCAAUUACAAGCUGGAUCAAAAGCGACUCAAGGCAAACUGGCCUGUGACGGAAGCGGAAGUGCAGCUCAAGAACAUUGAUUUGCGUGCUGUCAAAGCCAGUUACGCCAUGAGCACUGAUGAUGCCUUUUCCUCUUUUUCGAGUGGAGUUGCAGACAACAUCAGCGUUCCUGUGCAAGCAGAGCAGUACAUGUCGGAUGAGAGUGAUAAUGGGUUGGAUAUGAUGGAAGGACUCAACUACAGAUGCAACAUUGAUUCGGAUUCCUCAGACUGGGUGGAUUUGGAUGAUUUCAUCGAAAUGGGUGUGGCUACGCCUGAUAUUCUUCCUGCGAUUCAAGUGCUGCCGUUUGCAUUUUCGCCCUGUAUCUAUUAUUUGCGUCAAACCAACAAGGAUGAUGUACAAAAGUUUAGGUAUUUGCAUGACACGCAUGAUUGUAUAUUGGGGACAGCAGUUGAUACGCGGGAAAUGCAAAUGACGUUGCUUCAUGACAGAAGUCAGACGAUCGAUGUACAGAUUCGAAAGCAUCAAACUCGACUGCACACGAUAGAAAUGAAGCGACUCCAACAUGGAUCUGAUGAAAAGGCGCUUCAGGAACUGUCGGAUGCCAUUGUAGAAAAGACCCGCAUCUUGUACGAAAAGCGCGAGUUACUGCAACGCUAUCUCAAGGAACUCUCUACGCAAGACAUGCCAGAUGUCGUGCACAACAAGAAAUCAGAUGCGUACAACCAAUCCACCAUCUUUGGCAAGGACUCGCUGGCGCAAUGGGAGGAACUCAUGGGCUACUUCAAGGUACGCUAUAUUGCUCAUAACCCUCAAAUCCUGUGGAACAAUUCUGUGCGCAAUAUCCUGUAUCACGGCCUGGACCUCAGGGACCAUCGCCGUGCACUAUCCUACUACAUGACGGCCCGUACUGUCAAGUUUUUGCGAGACUUGAUUGAAGCGUCUGAUAUGCAGUACAGCCACAGCCACAAGCCCUUUGUGUUGGAUGACGAUGAAGGUGGUAUGGACACGAGCAUGGCAGAGGAACUGAUUGCCAAACUGCUGUCUGAACAGGACACCAAGUUUUACGCACCUAAUGAAACAGAGGAAGAGAAACCGCUGGAUGGCAGUGACUCGGAUACAGUCGACAUGUCCAAGAGUGAUAACGUCAAUAGCCCCUUGAUGCAACUCAAGACUAUUCCCAACAACUACGUCAUGAAGAGCAGCUACUUGGUUGACUUAUUGAACCCUCAAAUCAGUCUCCAGAGUGAUUGUGAUCCUGAUAACAUUGUCCUGGUAGCCAAUGAGCGCACGCAAGUCAAAGGCUUCAAUAUCAUUGAUGAGACAGACCCGGAUGUCGAAAUGGAGAUGGUCAAGCAUCGCACGGUAGUUAGCUUGGAUAACGUGCAGUUCUUUGUAGCGAAAAAAGAGCAGUUUGACAGCGUAGAUCUGCUGCUGGAUAACCACUACGGUGCCAAGGAGAGCGAUCACUGGCUGGCAUGGAUUCCACCGGAGAUGCUGAUCAGUUACGUCAAGCGAUCAGACAAGUUCCAGCGUAUCGGUGACCGUAUUGCAGCUACAUUGCAGUAUGACAAGUACAAUCCACUCAGAAUCAAGACAAACACCAACGUCUACUCUCAAGUGCAUCCGUUUGAAGAUCGCUGUGACUCAGUACAGCUCAAUUUUCCCUCGCUCAAACUGACAGCUGAUUCAUCGCAGUACAAUGCCGUCUAUCAAGUAGCCACCGACUUGUUGCUGUACAAGGAGCCCGCCAAAAAGGAACGUCUGGCUCGAUUACGUGAAAUCAUGAUGGCAGCUGACCGCUCCAGUUUGUACGAUGCUACGGAGAAAAUUGUGGAUCUGCAGAGCAGAGCACGUCAAUUACUGCAUGCCAGAGAUCAAUAUCGACAGAACAUGGCCCUGCUGGAUGAGAAGCGUAUCGAGGAAUUCAAAUCUAUUCGCUUGGCACUUUAUGAUACGCUGGAAGAGCUGUAUCUCGGUAUGGAGGCCAUCAAACUGAUGCAGAGUAACCAACGCAAAGAUUACCACGAACCCAAGACCAAUCUCAAGUUUGUAUUCUGCGCUGAAAAGAUGGAGUGGGAGAUGUUGUCCAAGGGCGAAGUACCUCUUUGCGAGUGUGCCUUGACCAACUUUACCUUUAAUUUUGUCAGCAAAGAAGACCACUCCUCUAUCAACACCUUGGAAGUAGACAUUUUGCAGGUCAAGAACCUGUCGCCUUCGCCUGUGUUUGCCGAUGUGCUAGGCCCUUAUUUCGAUUCUCGCAAGCCGUACGAUUUCUCGCGCCAUAAGAUGCUGCGAUGCUAUUUUGUCUCUCUGGCUCCUGUGGGUGGUAUUCCUGUGAUCCAGCACUUGGAAAUCAACCUGCAUCCCAUGCGUGUACAGAUGACCUAUAGUUUUGGCAGACAGUUGGCUUACUAUCUGUUUCCGCCAGAGAAACAAGCAUCCAACAGCAACAACAGCAAACAACUGCAACCCGAGGCAGCUGUGAUGGUAUCUUCCACAUCUGCGCCUACAACGACAGUCAACAAUAACACACCUGCACCACUCGAUGCGUCUGAUUUUUCUAUGGAGCAAGACUCCAGCAGCUCGGCUAUCAUUAUACCCCAGCCAAGCAGCAGUGAACGAUCUGAUCAUAACUCGUUUAGACACCAUGCAUCGUCUUCUGUGGCAUUUGCGCCAGUAGCAUCGAGUGCCAACUUGAGUGCUUCCUUUGAUUCGCAAAAGUUAAGUAAUAGCAGCCAGCUGUUCAUGUCCUCUAGCAGCAGAGAUGAUGUAGAGGAAACACCCAACGACAGCCCGUCAUCCAGCACCAUACUUCCAGCACCACAAAGUAGUAGUAGCAACAGCAACAAAAAGACUAAGAAGCACCAACAGCAAAGUAUCAACAACAAACUGUCUAAAUUCAAGACACCGGAUGAUUUAUCUGUCAUGAAGAAGCGUGCUUCCAGCAAUCGUGCCUUUAUUCUGGUAAAGAUUCCUGGUGCACGGCAUUGUUUGAGUUAUCAGGGUCCCAAAGAGAAGAAUAUCGAAGAUUUAAGGGACUUUGCGUUUGAACAGCCUACACUGGAAUUCCGUAACGAAACGUGGUCCUGGUUUGAACUUGUGUCCAACAUCAAGAAGGAUUUUAUGAGGGCCGCUCUACUGCACAACAGUACUGCCUUACUAAAAGAAAAGCUCCUUCGCCGUCAUCCGCGUGAAAAUGCCAAGCUAAUUGACUCGAGCGUCUCCAUGUACACCACACCCAUCUAUGUUGCGGAUCAUGCAUCUACUGUCAAAGGUAAACAGCCCUAUGAUGUUGUUGUCAAUGGAGAGGAGGAGGAGUCGGAAUCAUCGUCUGUGGAAGAUGUCUUGGAUCCAAAAGACAUUGCUUCUUUGCAUUCAGCUCAUUCCAGUGACAUGUGGGACGCUGUUGAAGCACCACCACCACCGUCUCCCAGAAAGAAACACAUUUGGCAAAAGCUCAAGAAAUCCAAAAAGGAAUCAUCACCAGAGAGACACUUUGCUGCUCAUGACAGUACAGACACUGCCUCGCCUGCUGAUUCACACCCUACCACCACAGCAUCUUCUUCAGCAUCAGCAUCGCCUGCAUUGGCUCGAUCCAUAUCUGCAUCCACUCGUCAUUUGAAUGAAGAUGAUCAAUUAACUGUCAAAGGAAGAUACUUGCUCGGUAAAUACUACAAUGGUCCCACACAAUGGCUUGCUCCUGGUGCAAAACUCAAGGGAAAGCAGGUGAACAAAAAAGUAUAA